Molecule: messenger RNA, 3576 nt
Organism: Chaetomium fimeti
Lineage: Eukaryota; Fungi; Ascomycota; Sordariomycetes; Sordariales; Chaetomiaceae
Exons: 14
Coding region: 262-3576 (1104 amino acids)
Biological process (GO): amino acid activation for nonribosomal peptide biosynthetic process; secondary metabolite biosynthetic process
Cellular component (GO): cytosol; cytoplasm
Molecular function (GO): catalytic activity; phosphopantetheine binding
Source: RefSeq, a predicted model, not a curated record
GUUACGUGGGAAUUCACGCUAAGGGACAGACUAUUUAAGGUAAGGUUGCUCUGUGCAGUCAUGCAUGCAGUCAUGCCCACGAUGUGGCCGGGCCCAUUGGAUUAUUUGGAUUCCCUAUUUGGACUCGAUCCAUCGCCCGGCCCCCAACAACCGAUUGAACCGACCUUGCUCUCAGGGCCCUGCCCUGAAUUCCACCGCCCCGGCCACGAACCACCGCCGACUUGAUUAAACAACCGUUUAUUGGGCGAGGCCUUGACAACAAUGGGAUCCAACAUGGACGGCAUCACGGCUCAUUCUGACACACUGGGCGAGUUACCCGUGGCGGACCAUGACGGCAGCCCGUUGUCGUGGUUUCAACAGCGGCUUUGGGUCCACCAGGAGCGCAACCCAGACGACUUGAGCUACAACCUCCCCUUUAUGCUGCUUGUCCGAGGCGGCCUCAACGUCCUGGCACUCGAGCGGAGCGUGAACGCCAUCGCGGCCCGCCAUGAGAGCCUACGUACCUCCUACGGCGUAACGGGGGACGGGGAGCCGCUACAAUUCGUUGCACAGCCGGGAUACGUGCAUCUACCGGCCUUGCCUUUCCUCGAACACCGCUUCGACCUGCGCCGGGGGCCCAUCUUCAUCACGCGCCUGCUGCGGUUACCCGACGCCCAGCACCUGCUGCUCCUCAACGCCAUCCUCCGAUCUGAGCUGCAGAGCGCGUACGCGGCCUUCUGCCGGGCACAGGAACCCGAGCUACCGCGGUUGACGCGGGCUUCGGAUAUGUCCGGCGACCUCGAGUACUGGAGCGAAACUCUCAAGGGGUACGAGGACAGCCUCGAGCUACCGACGACCUACCCACGCCAGCGGAAAUCCGGCACUCGGGGCGGGGGCUUCAAGCUGGAGCGCCUCUCGCGCGAGAACGGCAGCACCAUGUUCAUCCGCUACGCCGACAAGGACGACCUGUGCAUCGGAACCACGACCUCCAACCGGCCGGAUGUCGCACUCGAGCCGCUAAUCGGCUUCUUCGUCAACAUCCUGCCUGUCGCCGAUCUCCUCAGGGCGGUACGCUCCCAGGUGCUGAACGCCUUCGAACACCCGGUGCCGUUCGAACGGAUCCUGCAGGCAACCAGCGUGGCGCACCGCGGCAGCGGGCAGCCGCUGGUGCCCAUCGUGAUGAGGCACCAGAACUUCCCCGAGGCGUCACUCGGCGCCGCACUGCCGGACAACGCCGACGAGGCGGUCCUCGAGAUCGAGCUGUCGUACGCCGGGGGUGCGGACGGGCUGGCCGUCGAGGUCGUGUACGCUGCCGACCUGUACGACCGCGCGGCUAUCGAGCGCCUGCUCGCUCACCACCAGAACGUGCUCGAAGGCAUGUUCCGCGACGCCGGCCAACGCGUGCUUGACCUGUCGCUACUACGCGACUCGGACGUUGCGGAGCUGCUGAAGAGAAGCAACUUUGCUCCGACGGUCGAGGUGCCGCCACUGUCCUUUGUGGACCGGUUCGACAAACAGGUGCAGCGGUCUCCGGAGGCAGUGGCGUGCUGGGAUGGGCACGGCUCCUGGAGCUACCUCGACUUGUCUAGGCGCGCGCAUAGCGUCGCACACGCCCUCGCGAUGCGGGGCACCACACCCGGUGAUCUUGUCGCGGUGUGCCUUCCCCGAGGUGGUGAGCUGCUCGCCACGCUGCUCGGCGUUUGGCGUGCGGGAGCCGCGUACGUGCCGCUCGACCCGGCGUACCCCGCGGCCUACUCCCGGCAGAUCAUUGACGACGCGGGCCCGAGCACUGUAAUUUGUGACGCGAAAAGCCAGAUGCUGCUCGAUGUCGACGACUCGCGGUGCCUGCGCGUCGAAGAGAUCACGGAUUCCCCAGGCGUGUAUCACGAGCAGGCUCUUCACCCGGAUGCGCUGGCAUAUCCCAAGGGUGUCCGCAGGAGCUUACCGUUCCAGCCUGGCGAGGUUGUAGUCAAGGAGAUGUUCUCGGGCUUGCUAAACGGCAUACCGCAGGUGACCAUCGACGACGGCACCGUUCGCGAUGUGCCGCUGUCAAAAGCCCAGGUCCUUGGCUUCCGCGACGCGUUCCCGGACGCGCGCCUGUUCAACAACUACGGCUGUACCGAGGUCAACGACGUCACCUACUACGAUACCGCGGCCUUCGACGGGGCGGCCGACUUCGUCCCGAUCGGGACGCCAAUCGCGAACACCAAGGUCUACGUGCUCGAUCGCCACGGCCGGCUGGUUCCUGACGGCGUUCCGGGAGAGCUGCACGUCGCAUCUGUGAUGGGGGACUACGAGGGCAUUACCGCCGGCGCCGUCGUGGCCCGAGGCGACCGGCUGGCCGCGUUCUACACCAGCGCGCCGGACCAGGCCGUGCAGAUGGCGGAGCUGCGCGCGUUUCUGCAAGAUAGGCUCCCUGAGUACAUGGUGCCGGACACGUUCGUCCUUCUCGACGCAAUGCCGCAGCUGCCCAACGGCAAGCUGAACCGCCGAGCACUGCUCGAAACCGAGGGCGAACCACAGCAGACCGGCGGCAAAUACGAGGCCCCCGCGAGCGCCACAGAGCGGACCCUUGCCGGCAUCUGGGGCGUUGUCGUCAACAUGCCCGCCGCGCGCAUCGGCCGCCAGACGCACUUCUUCGAGAUCGGCGGGCACUCGCUCUCGGCUAUGCGGGUGCUCGCGCGGAUCAAAGAUACGUUCCGCGUCGAGCUUGGGUUGUCAGAGCUCUUCAGCGCGCCUCGGCUGGAGUCCAUCGCCGCCGUGAUCGACAGCCGGAUCGGGCACCGGCCAUCAUCGUCCGGUGAGUUACCUUCCGCGACACGGGCCCCAAGACCGGCCCGGGGGUUCGGGCUGCUCCACGACAAGGUGGCGCUAGUCACGGGCGGCAGCCGCGGCAUCGGGCUCUCCACCGCACUGUUGCUCGCGGAGCAGGGCGCCAAGGUUGCCAUCAACUACCGCGACAGCAAGGCGCAAGCCCUGAGCGUCAAGGAAAUGAUCGAAGCCGACGGUGGAACGGCCGAGGUCUUCGGGGCAGACGUGACGCGCGCCGACGAGGUCGCGGCCAUGGUGGCGGCCGUCCAGGCGCAGUUCGGGCGCAUCGACGUGCUGGUGGUGAACGCGCACAUCCACUUCCGGCACCGGCCCUUCCUAGAAUACGAGUGGGCAGACCUCGAACAAAAGGUUAGCGACGAGCUCAAGGCAGUAUUCCACCCGUGCCGGGCGGUAGCCCCCGGGAUGGUUUCGCGCGGCAGCGGCAGCAUCAUCACGCUGUCGAGCACGCUGUCGAAGCGCAGCAACGGCGGGUUCCUGGCGCAGAGCACGGCCAAGGCGGCGGUCGACGCCCUCGUGCGCUCGCUCGCGGCCGAGCUGGGCCCGCACGGCGUCCGCGCCAACACGGUCGCGCCCGGCGUCACCCUCACCGACGCCGCCGUGCCCAUGGCGCCCCACGUCAAGGAGUCGGUCGCCGCCAUCUGCCCGAUGCGCCGCAACGGCCUGCCCGAGGACAUGGCUGGUGCCGUGUUGUUCUUGGCCAGUGAUCUGUCGCGGUUCAUGACGGGCACCUAUCUCCCUGUGGACGGGGGCUUUACGACGCUAUAG